AUGGCGGCCGACGCUUCUUUUGACAACCUAGUCAAACAGUUUACGCAUCUGCCAUUGAUUGACAAGCUUCCCAACUGCUUCCCCGACAUCAACCCCGUCGACAUCUACAGAGCCCACAUCACCUCCAUUCUCAGCGACAUUACCGGCGCCGACAAGAGCACCAUCUAUCCCGUUCUGCAAUGGACCGCCACUCUCGACAAGGGUGACUUGGUCCUCGCCAUUCCCGCCCUUCGCAUCAAGGGCAAGCCCGACGACCUCGCCAAGCAAUGGCUGGAAAAGUGGCCCGAAUCUCCCCUCGUCGAAAAGCCCAUUCAAAAUGGCCCCAUUCUCUCCUUCUUCUUCAAGCCAGAGCCCAUGGCCAAGACUGUCAUCCCCAUGGCUCUCAAGCACAACAAGGACUUUGGCUCCAACCCCGCCAACGGCCUCCGCGACCAAAACGACCCCUCCAAGGGCCGCCAAAAGAUUGUCAUUGAGUUCUCGAGCCCAAACAUUGCCAAGCCUUUCCACGCUGGUCACUUGCGAAGCACCAUCAUUGGCGGUUUCCUCGCCAAUCUCUACCGAAGUGCUGGCUGGGACGUAUCCACCGUAAACUACCUCGGUGACUGGGGUAAACAGUACGGUGUCCUGGCUCUUGGUUUCGAAAAGUACGGCAGCGAGGACGAGCUUGUCAAGGAUCCCAUCAACCAUCUCUUCACCGUCUAUGUCAAGAUCAGCAAGGAGGUUGCUGAGGAAAAAGAGCAGGCCGAGAAGCUCAAGGCAGAGGGCAAGGAGGAGGAGGCCCAAAGCAUCCUCAACAAUGGUGUUGAUGAAAAAGCCCGCAGCUACUUCAAAAAGAUGACUGAAGGCGACGAUGAAGCUAUUGCUCUGUGGAAGCGUUUCCGUGACUACAGCAUCGAGCGAUACAAGGAAACCUAUGCUCGUCUCAACAUUCACUUUGACGAAUAUUCUGGUGAAAGCAAAGUCUCCGAGGAUGAGAUGCAGCAAGCUGCCGCCAAGCUCAAGGAGAUGGGCCUGGCCCACGAGGAUCGGGGUGCGCUUCUCAUGGACUUUACCAAGAGCGUUCCCGGAAAGGAGGGCAAGACCCUCGGCAAGGCUAUUCUCCGCAAAAAGGAUGGCACCGCCCUGUACCUCACUCGUGACAUUUCGGAGCUCAUCAACCGUUAUGAGCGCUACAAGUUUGACAAGAUGAUUUACGUCAUUGCCUCGGAGCAGGACCUUCACGUCAAGCAGUUCUUCAAGAUUGUUCGCAUGAUGGGCCGUGACGAUAUUGCCGACAAAUGCCAACACGUCAACUUUGGUCUCGUCCUCGGCAUGAGUACCCGCAAAGGCACUGUCAAGUUCCUCAACGACAUUCUUCGCGACGUUGGCGAGCACAUGCACGAAGUCAUGAAGAAGAAUGAGGACAAGUACUCACAGGUUGAAGAUCCCGAACAAAUUGCCGACAGACUGGGUAUCUCGUCGGUCAUGGUCCAGGAUAUGAGCGGAAAGCGCAUCAACAACUACACCUUUGACCUAUCUCGCAUGACGAGCUUUGAGGGUGACACUGGCCCGUACCUCCAGUAUGCUCACGCUCGUCUGUGCUCGAUUCAGCGCAAGGCGGAGCUCAGCGACGAGGCCAUUGCCGCCGCCGACCUGUCGCUACUCACCGAGCCCAUGGCCAUCAAUCUGCUCCGCGUGGUUGCCCAGUGGCCCGAUGUUGUCCAAAACGUGCUCAAGACGCUCGAGCCCACCACCAUCCUCACCUACCUCUUCAAGCUGACUCACACCCUCAGCACCAGCUACAACCACCUCCGCAUCGUUGGCAGCGACCCCGAGGUCAUGAAGGCCCGUCUGGCCCUCUACAACUCUGCCCGCAUUGUGCUUUACAACGGCAUGGCCAUUCUUGGCUUGACGCCUGUCGAGCGUAUGUAA
Messenger RNA from Beauveria bassiana ARSEF 2860, 1911 nucleotides. RefSeq names its product arginyl-tRNA synthetase. The record is from RefSeq and is a predicted model, not a curated record. Gene Ontology annotation, biological process: mitochondrial translation; arginyl-tRNA aminoacylation. Lineage: Eukaryota; Fungi; Ascomycota; Sordariomycetes; Hypocreales; Cordycipitaceae. The coding region runs from base 1 to 1911 and encodes 636 amino acids. Gene Ontology annotation, cellular component: mitochondrion; cytoplasm. Gene Ontology annotation, molecular function: ATP binding; arginine-tRNA ligase activity. The transcript has 3 exons.